CGUCCUUUAUAAUAAUUUGAAAUAUUGGCUUCAUAUAUAAAAGUACGAUUACUUGCACAUAUAAUUACAAACAAAUUAAUUACAAACAAAUGAGGCCAUGUAAUAUUGUGGGUUUAGGGUUGAAGAAAGGUGCAUGGACUGUCGCAGAAGAUACACUUCUCAGAAAAUGUAUCGAAACAUAUGGCGAAGGGAAAUGGCACCUUGUUCCUCUCAAAGCGGGUUUAAAUCGAUGUAGGAAGAGCUGCAGGUUGCGAUGGUUGAAUUAUCUACGACCAAAUAUAAAGAGAGGAGACUUUGGUGAUGAUGAAGUGGAUCUCAUACUUAGGCUUCACAAGCUUCUAGGAAAUAAAUGGUCCCUCAUUGCCGGAAGAAUACCAGGAAGAACUGCCAAUGAUGUGAAGAACUAUUGGAACACACAUAUUCGUCCCCGUUUGAGACAAAAGAAAGAACCCAAGGACGAUGAAUCGUCACAAAAAUCCACAGUCACAAUUAUCAAACCUCAAGCACGGACAUUCUCCAAACCUAUUAUUGCAGUUAAUCAUCGCAAUAACUUACCAAGAUCAUCAUCAUCAUAUAAUGAAGACAAUCCUUCUAAUAUCUCCACGAGAUUAAUCUCGUCACCUAGAGCACUACUAGAUAACAAAACUAAAGAGUAUUUGGAUGUGUUAUUUGAUGAUGAUGUGAAUGAUGUUGAUGGAAAUUUUGGGUGGUCAUUUGAUGCUUCUCCAGAAGAUAUGACGACUUUAGGUAUAAAUGAGCAAGUAGAAGGAGGGCAAAAUAGUUUGUAUGAUUUCCACAUAGACGAUGUCAUGUGGGAAUUUAUGGAUUCAGAACAACUUAAUUAGCUUUCUAGUUUUCUUUAUGCGGUACUUUUGUCCCAUAACUUUUUGUCCACUCAAGGACAAACCAUGUAUUACAACCCGUACAAAAAAUGUUUAGCACGAAAUUGGUCAACCGACCUUAAGAAAUUGACCAAAGUUAGGCCUUGCCCAAUGCAUGUGUUCUAAGCUCGUCCUCCCCCUCAUCGUAGAAGAUACGAGCUCAUCCUCAAACUCUGCGCGUGGAGCUGGAGUCCACUGCUGGCUCAAUAGGUUAGUAGAUUAGGCAAUGGCUUGAGUUUUCCAUAUUUUUAGGGUCCUAAAAUUUUAAAUUGAUGGACUUGGGUAUUAUGAGCUUUUACCUUAUGUUUAGAGUUUGGUUUAAAAACCAUUAAAUGAAAUAUUUACAGUACAAGUGUCUGGGAGUUUGCUAUUGGUUUUAGGAUUAUCAGACUUUUAUAUAGUAAAAUCAUUAUUUUUAAUAA
Erigeron canadensis is the source of this 1303-nucleotide messenger RNA. RefSeq names its product transcription factor MYB1-like. The coding region runs from base 90 to 845 and encodes 251 amino acids. NCBI's taxonomy places the organism in Eukaryota, Viridiplantae, Streptophyta, Magnoliopsida, Asterales, Asteraceae. The record is from RefSeq and is a predicted model, not a curated record. The transcript has 3 exons.